Molecule: messenger RNA, 5909 nt
Organism: Trichechus manatus latirostris (Florida manatee)
Lineage: Eukaryota; Metazoa; Chordata; Mammalia; Sirenia; Trichechidae
Gene: SLC12A5
Product: solute carrier family 12 member 5
Exons: 26
Coding region: 153-3503 (1116 amino acids)
Biological process (GO): cell volume homeostasis; chemical synaptic transmission; potassium ion import across plasma membrane
Cellular component (GO): plasma membrane
Molecular function (GO): potassium:chloride symporter activity
Source: RefSeq, a predicted model, not a curated record
GAGUGUGUGUGCGUCGGGCGGGCGGGCACUGCAGCUUCCUCCUCCGUGGAGCGGGGAGCGAACGAGAGCUAGAACGAGCGAGCGGCGAAGGCGGGCAGAGGGGCGCGGGCGAGGCGGCGCAGUCAUCCCUGGCCCGGCGCGGCGCCGCCACCAUGCUAAACAACCUGACGGACUGCGAGGACGGCGAUGGGGGCGCCAACCCCGGUGAUGGCAACCCCAAGGAGAGCAGUCCCUUCAUCAACAGCACUGACACCGAGAAGGGAAAAGACUAUGAUGGCAAGAACAUGGCCUUGUUUGAGGAGGAGAUGGACACCAGCCCCAUGGUGUCCUCUCUGCUCAGCGGCCUGGCCAACUACACCAACCUGCCACAGGGAAGUAGGGAGCACGAAGAGGCUGAAAACAAUGAGGGUGGAAAGAAGAAGCCAGUGCAGGCCCCACGCAUGGGCACCUUCAUGGGUGUGUACCUACCAUGCCUGCAGAACAUCUUUGGCGUCAUCCUCUUCCUGCGACUCACCUGGGUGGUGGGCAUUGCAGGCAUCAUGGAGUCCUUCUGCAUGGUGUUCAUCUGCUGCUCCUGUACGAUGCUCACGGCCAUCUCGAUGAGUGCCAUCGCAACCAAUGGUGUUGUGCCUGCUGGCGGCUCCUACUACAUGAUUUCCAGGUCUCUGGGCCCAGAGUUUGGGGGCGCCGUGGGCCUCUGCUUCUACCUGGGCACUACCUUUGCUGGGGCCAUGUACAUCCUGGGCACCAUUGAAAUCCUGCUGGCUUACCUCUUCCCAGCUAUGGCCAUCUUCAAGGCCGAGGAUGCCAGUGGGGAGGCAGCAGCCAUGCUGAACAAUAUGCGUGUGUAUGGCACCUGUGUGCUCACCUGCAUGGCCACCGUGGUAUUUGUGGGCGUCAAGUAUGUCAACAAGUUUGCCCUUGUCUUCCUGGGCUGCGUCAUCCUCUCCAUCUUGGCUAUCUACGCAGGGGUCAUCAAGUCUGCCUUCGACCCGCCCAACUUCCCGAUCUGCCUCCUGGGGAACCGCACACUGUCUCGCCAUGGCUUUGAUGUCUGUGCCAAGCUGGCUUGGGAAGGAAAUGAGACGGUGACCACGCGACUCUGGGGCCUUUUCUGCUCCUCUCGCUUCCUCAACGCCACCUGUGAUGAGUACUUCACCCGAAACAAUGUCACAGAGAUCCAGGGCAUUCCUGGCGCUGCCAGUGGCCUCAUCAAAGAGAACCUCUGGAGCUCCUACCUGACCAAGGGGGUGAUUGUGGAGAGGCAGGGGAUGCCCUCGGUGGGCCUGGCAGACGGCACUCCUGUUGACAUGGACCAUCCCUACGUCUUCAGCGAUAUGACCUCCUACUUCACCCUGCUGGUUGGCAUCUACUUUCCCUCAGUCACAGGGAUCAUGGCUGGUUCUAACCGCUCUGGGGACCUGCGGGAUGCCCAGAAAUCGAUCCCCACUGGCACCAUCCUGGCAAUCGCCACCACCUCCGCUGUCUACAUCAGCUCUGUUGUUCUGUUUGGGGCCUGCAUUGAGGGAGUUGUCUUGCGGGACAAGUUUGGUGAAGCUGUGAGUGGCAACCUGGUGGUGGGGACACUGGCCUGGCCGUCUCCUUGGGUCAUUGUCAUUGGAUCCUUCUUCUCCACCUGUGGGGCUGGGCUGCAGAGCCUCACGGGAGCCCCACGCCUGCUGCAGGCCAUCUCCCGGGAUGGCAUAGUGCCGUUCCUGCAGGUCUUUGGUCAUGGCAAAGCCAACGGAGAGCCAACAUGGGCCCUGCUCCUGACUGCCUGCAUCUGCGAAAUCGGCAUCCUCAUUGCAUCCCUCGACGAGGUCGCCCCCAUCCUCUCUAUGUUUUUCCUGAUGUGCUACAUGUUUGUGAACCUGGCCUGUGCAGUGCAGACGCUGCUGAGGACGCCCAACUGGAGGCCACGCUUCCGAUAUUACCACUGGACACUCUCCUUCCUGGGCAUGAGCCUCUGUCUGGCCCUCAUGUUCAUCUGUUCCUGGUAUUACGCCCUGGUGGCCAUGCUCAUUGCCGGGCUAAUCUACAAGUAUAUCGAGUACCGCGGGGCAGAGAAGGAGUGGGGCGAUGGCAUCCGAGGCUUGUCUCUCAGUGCAGCUCGCUAUGCCCUCUUGCGCCUGGAGGAAGGGCCCCCGCAUACCAAGAACUGGAGGCCACAGCUGCUGGUGCUGGUGCGUGUGGACCAGGACCAAAAUGUGGUGCACCCACAGCUGCUCUCGUUGACCUCCCAGCUCAAGGCAGGGAAGGGCCUGACCAUUGUGGGCUCUGUCCUUGAGGGCACCUUUCUAGAAAACCAUCCCCAGGCCCAGCGGGCAGAGGAGUCCAUCCGACGCCUGAUGGAGGCAGAGAAGGUGAAAGGCUUCUGCCAGGUAGUGAUUUCCUCAAACCUGCGUGAUGGCGUGUCCCACCUGAUUCAGUCCGGGGGCCUCGGGGGACUGCAACACAACACCGUGCUUGUCGGCUGGCCCCGCAACUGGCGGCAGAAGGAAGAUCAUCAGACUUGGAGGAACUUUAUCGAGCUGGUCCGAGAAACCACGGCUGGCCACCUGGCCCUGCUGGUCACCAAGAAUGUUGCCAUGUUUCCUGGGAACCCUGAGCGCUUCUCUGAGGGCAGCAUCGACGUCUGGUGGAUUGUGCACGACGGGGGCAUGCUCAUGCUGCUGCCCUUCCUGCUGCGGCACCACAAGGUCUGGCGGAAGUGCAAGAUGCGUAUCUUCACGGUGGCCCAGAUGGAUGACAACAGCAUCCAGAUGAAGAAGGACCUGACCACAUUCCUGUACCACUUACGCAUCACCGCAGAGGUCGAGGUGGUGGAGAUGCAUGAGAGCGACAUCUCGGCUUACACCUACGAGAAGACGCUGGUGAUGGAGCAGCGCUCUCAGAUCCUCAAACAGAUGCAUUUAACCAAGAAUGAGCGGGAGCGGGAGAUCCAGAGUAUCACAGAUGAGUCUCGAGGCUCAAUCCGGAGAAAGAAUCCAGCCAACACUCGGCUCCGCCUCAAUGUCCCAGAAGAGACAGCUGGUGACAGCGAGGAGAAGCCGGAGGAGGAGGUGCAGCUGAUCCAUGACCAGAGUGCUCCCAGCUGCCCUAGCAGCUCACCGUCCCCAGGGGAGGAGCCUGAGGGUGAGGGUGAGGCAGAUCCUGAGAAGGUGCAUCUCACCUGGACCAAGGACAAGUCGGCAGCCGAGAAGAAUAAGGGCCCUAGCCCUGUCUCCUCCGAGGGCAUCAAGGACUUUUUCAGCAUGAAGCCGGAGUGGGAGAAUUUGAACCAGUCCAACGUGCGGCGCAUGCACACAGCGGUGCGGCUGAACGAGGUGAUCGUGAAGAAGUCCCGGGACGCCAAACUUGUUUUGCUCAACAUGCCGGGGCCUCCCCGCAACCGCAACGGGGACGAAAACUACAUGGAGUUCCUCGAGGUCCUCACCGAGCAUCUGGACCGGGUGAUGCUGGUCCGCGGCGGCGGCCGCGAGGUCAUCACCAUCUACUCCUGAGAGCCAGGAUCUGCCACCCGGGCCGAGCGCGCCCAGCCCGCGGCCCCGGAGCCCUUGCCGCGCCCCCCGCCGCUGUCACCGUUUACAUACAGACCCUGUGCCCGCACCCCGGCCCCUUCCCCCGCUGCCUGAAGCCCGGGGCCACGCCCGUCGGGGCUGACCCGGAGAGGGCGGCCCCCGGCGGCUCCUGUCUGUUGGCCGGCUGCUCUGCCCUUUUUCUGAGCCCGACCUUGCCCCGCCGGAGGAGAGGCUGCAAUAAAGGGCGGGAGGAGGCACGGGAGCAGAAGACCUUUGGCUGGCCGUGCGGCCCCUACCCACCGAGCGGGGCCUGGGCCUGCCCCGACCCCCGCACAGCCUCCGAGAGCUCGGUGGCCGACGCCGUGGGGUGGCCGGCCGGGCUCCGAUCUUCGCUGUCCCUUCCAGCCGAGCCGCGGGGGUCCGGCCGGGCCUAUACAUAGUGUACAGGAGACAUCGCGUGUAUUUUUAACGUCCCCAUAUUUAUGUGACUAGAAAGCGCAACAGUCUUCUCGCUACCGUGGAGUGCGCCCGCUGGGGCCGAAGCCUCGGGAAGCUGGGUUUUCCUGGGCGUCCGACAGUCUGAGAGCGAAAGUGCUGUAGGCCCAGGCAGGGGUCGUGGUCCUGGGCCUGCGACACCUCCGCGCCACUCUCGCCGCCUCACCUUUUCCGCGCGCCCUUGGCUUCCGACCCUUCCCUCCAGGUCUUCUCGGAGAUGAAGUGAGCGAAGGGUCCACCUUUUCCUGGACUUGCCUCCCAGCGGACGGGAGCUUCCACGGCGCCCGCAGAGACGCGCGCAGCCUCUUCUCCUCGGCUCGUCUUCAAGCUGGGCCAGGAUGGGAGGGACGCUCCUCGAGAGGGGAGAAACCGAGGAAGCCCCGCCCCGGUGCCUUCGCUAGGGGAGCAGGCGUCUUUCCUGUCGGCUUGUCUCCUGCUCCCCCUACCCCAUGUCUCCUCGCCAAAGACUGAAAUCAGGGAGCUGGGGGGCGCCCCCUCUCCAGAAUUUCCUCCCUAUGUCAGGUGAGGGGUGGGGGUGAUUUUCAUUUAGGAGCCGGACCCACUGGGAAGCCCCAUUGCUGUCCCUGAUGUUCCCUCCCUUGCCCCAUCUGGCAGCUCUGGCCUCGAGGAUCCGGCGGCCUUCGCGUCCCAGGGAGCCGGGCCUUUCUGCCUAGCAUCGCCUCUAGCUCCGUCUCCCAGGCACCCGGGCCGGGGGAGGGCUGGAGUCACUCCGCGGGUUGUUCUUAGCACCUCCCUGCUCUCUUCCAACCAGGACCCAAGGCCUUUAGCUUCCCUAACUCCAGUCCUUGGCCCUUCCGCUCCACUAGCCCGGUCGGAGGCGCCCUGUCCCUAGAGAAGGCGCACUGGCCGGGAUCCCUUCCCCCAGGGCACGUCAAUAAGGCGGAGAGGCACUGCAUGCUCGUUCCAGCGCCCUCUGGGACUAGGUACAGUACCUUCAGCCCCAGGUCCCUGGCCUGCGCACCUAGUUAAGACAUCUUGCCCACAUCCCAAAGCUUGGGCCACUGGGUACUCCUGACCUCACCACCUCCUUUCCUUUGAGCCCAAGGCAGAAAAGCUGAUGUCAUCCAGACCCAGUCAGGUGUGGCUGGAGGCCAGGGAAGUCUGUGGGUUAGGCCAAGGCCUCUAUGAGAUUUGAUCAGGGGACUGGAGGGAUCCUUCCAUGUACCAGUCAGAAAACUGGAGGUGUCAGACACCAGCCCCCUCACCUCCAAAGACCUCCUUCUGAGAACCACAGCCCUUCUGCUGUCCUGAGCAUUCCUGGGCUGAAGUGGGGGGCUGGGCAGAAGGUGAAGGGGGCUGCAUCAAUACCAAUUAGGGAACCAAAGUUGCACUAUUUGGGCCCAGACUGUCUGGCGGGCAAGAGCAGUUUCCGUUGAUGAACCAAACAUACAACAAAAACCCAAGUUUUCUGUGCUACAUGUGCAAUAUUUGUUACGAAUGUUCUCAAGUCAUUCAUUAAAUUCUCUUUACAAACACUGUAGCUAGAUGUUUUACGUCCAUUCACGUGACUUUUAUUCUGAGUGCAAUAUUUCAAUAGCCUUGUAGUGAUACUAGUGUUGCUUUUGUUUUAGACGAUCUAUGUGCAGGGCAAUGCAAUGAAGUUGAAAACUUGUAAAUAGAAGAGGUUGCACACCAAAUCAAGAUAUUUAUUACUAUUAUUAUUAGGCCUGCCUUUUACUUUUCAGUGUUUCAGUAUUCCGCAUUUUGCCUCAGUAUUGAUCUUGUGUUCUUUGUGCCAAUAUGAAAAGCAGAGGGUCGGUUCUUUCCUUUAUUGUUGAAUGCUCCCAUUUAAUGCUUUACAGCUUUUACUGUAUUAAUUUUUUAGACUCCCGUCUGCACAAAAUGCAAUAAAAAUAAUUUUAUUAUACCCUU